CAGCUCUGCGGUCCAAUAUAGCGCAUGCGCAGUGCCCCGGGACUCAUACAGUCUCAGACUGCAAUAUGGCGAGAAUGCCUGGCAGCGGGGAGCGCUGCUCGAGCGACGGGGAGAGAGAGAGGGACGGAGGCGACGGAGAGGAAGAAGAGGAGGAGGAGGGAGAGAAGGGGGAGAUCCGGGCCAUCCGCAUCACAGCGGCGGGAGAGUGCGAGGAAGAGGAGGACGCCGAGGAGCUCGCGUGGGGGCAGCGCGCGGAGCCGCGGGACGCGCGGACCGAGCUGGAGCUCGAGCCGGACUCCGAUCCCGAGGGGGAGGCGCGCUCCCGCUCCCGCUCCCCGUCCGCGCGCUGCAGGCUGAGCGAGAACACGCGCCUGGCCACGCGCUACGCCGUGCGCAUCUUCCGCGAGUACCUGAGCGAGCGAGCGCAAAGCACAGACUUCGAGAGCAUGGACAAGCACGCGCUGUGCCGCGCGCUGCGCUCCUUCUACGCCGAGGCGCGCUCCAAGAGCGGCCAGCUGUACAGCAAGUCGUCGCUCAUCAGCAUCCGCAGCUCGCUCAACCGCUACCUGAACGAGCCGCCCUUCUGCCGCGCGCUCGACCUCACCAAGGACCCGGAGCUGCGCGCUGCCAAUCUGGCGCUCGCGGCCGCGCUGCGCCGCCUCGAGGAACAGGGUGCCGGGCCCGUGGUGCAGAAGCAGGCGAUCGCGCGCGCCGACCUGCGGCGCCUGUACGCGUCGGCGGCGCUGAGCGCGAGUUCCCCGUUCGGCUUGCUCAACAAAGUGUGGUUCGAGACGUGCAUGUACUUCUGCACGAGGGGCCGCGAGAAUCAGCGCGAGCUCGAGGAGGACUCGUUCGGGCUGGCGGCGGACGAGGAUGGCCGUCGCUUCGUUUACUUCAAGGCGCUUGGCGGCCCCUACCACAGGUCGCGUGGCACCGGCGGCGGCUGCGGCGGCACCACGUGGGUCAAGAGGCGCGCGGACGCGGACGACGAGGAGAGCGCGCCGCGCAUGUACGAGACGGGCACGGCGCUCUGCCCAUACGCGAGCUUCGUCAAGUACCUGGCCAAGCGCAACCCGGCGUGCCGCGCCUUCUUCCAGCGGCCGCGAGAGCACUGCGGCGAGGCGGACGCCACGUGGUACGAGAACAAGGCCGUGGGUAAGAACCUGCUGGGCACGCGCAUGCAGAUGCUAUCGCGUGCCGCGCAGCUCUCCAAGACCUACACCAACCACUGCAUCGGUGCCGUUUCCAUAGCGACGCUAAACAGCGUCGCGGGCUUCGGCUCCAAAGCUCCCCCGCCGCAGCAGCAACCGCAGUCGCCGCCGCCAGCGCGCGACCGCGACCACGUGCAGCUAGAGACGCGCAAAGUGGGAAAACGGCCGCCGCGCGCUCCCAUUCCAUGCCCGGAGCUCGGCUCUCCCGCCAAAAAACUCUGCGCCGAGCCUCUGGCGAUCAUCGCUGUCAGCGCGCGCGAGCACAACGGAGAGGCCACGCACGUGCUACCAUCGCAGGAGCAUCGCAGCAGCAGUGUGGCAAUGUCGACUCGGCCACUGUUGGCUCGCUCGCCGGCCUCCCCGCUGGGCACAGCUGGCAUCCCCACGCCCGCCCAGCUCACCAAGGCCAAUGCGCCAGUGCACAUAGACGUGGGUGGACACAUGUACACCAGCAGCCUCGCCACUCUCACCAAAUACCCUGAAUCCAGGAUUGGCCGCUUGUUUGACGGAACAGAGCCCAUAGUGCUAGACAGUCUGAAGCAGCACUAUUUCAUCGAUCGUGAUGGUCAUAUGUUCCGCUACAUCCUCAACUUCCUCAGGACAUCCAAGCUACUCAUCCCAGAUGACUUUAAGGACUAUUCUCUGCUGUAUGAGGAGGCACGGUAUUUCCAGCUGCAGCCGCUGCAGACUGAGCUGGAGCGAUGGCGUUCAGAGCGAGACUCGGGGAGUGUGUCGCGGCUGUGUGAGUGUGUAGUAGUUCGAGUGGCCCCCGAGUUGGGUGAAAGGAUCACGCUGAGCGGGGAUAAGGCCCUCAUCGAGGACAUCUUCCCUGAAAUUGGAGAUGUCAUGUGUAAUUCAGUGAACGCAGGAUGGAACCAUGACUCCACUCACGUCAUCCGCUUUCCUCUAAAUGGGUACUGCCAUCUCAACUCUGUGCAGGUACUGGAGCGUCUCCAGCAGAGGGGCUUCGAGAUUGCAGGCUCGUGUGGAGGUGGCGUGGAUUCGUCUCAGUUCAGUGAAUACGUUCUGCGGAGGGAGGUCAAGCGAGGUCAGCGUGGAGUCACAACCUCCGUGAUCCGAAUAAAACAGGAGCCACUGGACUAGAGGCCAACAUGAUGCAGUGAAAGGAACGACUUUUUAACAGGACAAGCAAGACAACAGGAUGUUCCUGCUACAGCCCUUCAAGUAUAUACAAUGGGUAUAUACUCAACAAGCAACAUUUAAAAUUUAAAAGUGCAAAGAUGUUAGAAAAGCUUUUUUCUGGUAUUUUGGAUGGCCAUGUCCCUAACUUCAUCAGUUUACUACAACAAGGCAAAGGUUUGUUUUAAAACUUUUUGACUUGGGCUCAUCUUUAUUGGUGAAAUCAAUAGAAAAAAAGUGAUCCAAUCAAGGGCCCUGUAUCCUGUACACAAUCAUGGACCAGCAGACAUUGAUCUGUUGCACUGACGGUGAGCAUAAACAUAAUACGGACAAUUCAGAAAUGUGAGGAUAGGAGAGAAAGAGACAUGUUUAGUGAGUAUGAUUUCUAGUUAAACGAUUAUUCAGCUAGAAAUACCAUCUGUCUCUUUCACUCCUAGUCUCUCUCUCUCUCGCUGGGAGAUCUUGCUCAUACUAAGUGAAACAGAAGAAAACAGGUGUUUUGUCUUAUUUUCCCCUCAUUGUAUGGAGUGUACAACAAUCUUUAUGAACAAUAUGGCUUUUUUUAACUUGAGCAGCAUUCUAACCCAACUGAAUGAAAAACUAAAAUGUUAGCUUUCACAGCCCAUCAUCAUCAUAUGAGAACUAGAAGUCAUUUACAUUCUGGAUUUAAAUAUGAUGAAUUCUGUCACUGCAAUGGAGAUGAUUAUAAAAUAAGCCCAGGUUAUAUUUCUAUUAUGGAGUUAAAAAACAAGGGCAUAGUCAGGAUUUUUAUACAUGUUGGUCUUAAAAAUAAAGAUGGAAACUACA
Messenger RNA from Pygocentrus nattereri (red-bellied piranha), 3158 nucleotides. RefSeq names its product potassium channel tetramerization domain containing 1 (gene kctd1). NCBI's taxonomy places the organism in Eukaryota, Metazoa, Chordata, Actinopteri, Characiformes, Serrasalmidae. The record is from RefSeq and is a predicted model, not a curated record. The transcript is spliced from 5 exons. Gene Ontology annotation, cellular component: nucleus. Gene Ontology annotation, molecular function: transcription factor binding; transcription corepressor activity. Gene Ontology annotation, biological process: negative regulation of DNA-templated transcription; protein homooligomerization. The coding region runs from base 66 to 2315 and encodes 749 amino acids.